Messenger RNA from Oncorhynchus mykiss (rainbow trout), 5776 nucleotides. Lineage: Eukaryota; Metazoa; Chordata; Actinopteri; Salmoniformes; Salmonidae. The record is from RefSeq and is a predicted model, not a curated record.
CACUCCCUCAAGUUUCUUCCCAUAGGCUAGCCUAUUCUCUCGGGCCGCAAUCACACACUAUUGGCCGGGUCAGGUGACAGGCUUUGGGGAAGCUGGCCAGCCUCGUUCUCGCUUUCCAUCAUUUAACACGCCAUCGCCAACCGGGAGUGCACGGGAACAGGAUAGAGCAUCGGAUUUAUCGGAAUAUUUUCCAGAUAUUGGACAAAACUGAUUUAGGGUCAACGGCAUGGGCGAGCGAACGGCAUUUCUGCUGUUAUGGGUUGCGACCUUGACGCUGGCAUCUGAGGUGCCUUCUGAUGACUCAGUGGGUCUGCUGGCAGAGCCCCAGGUAGCCAUGUUCUGUGGGAAAUUCAACAUGCAUGUCAACGUUCAGAGUGGCAAGUGGGAGUCGGAUCCCUUCGGCACCAAGAGCUGCAUCGGAACCAAGGAGGGCAUCCUGCAGUACUGUCAGGAGGUGUACCCUGAGCUCCAGAUCACUAACGUGGUGGAGGCCAACCAGCCAGUCAGCAUUCAGAGCUGGUGCAAGAAGGGACGCAAGAAGGGACGCAAGGAGUGUAGCAGUCACACACACAUCGUGGUGCCCUACCGCUGCCUGGUUGGAGAGUUUGUGAGUGAUGCCCUGCUGGUUCCUGAUAAGUGCAAGUUCCUGCAUCAGGAGAGAAUGGACAUGUGUGAGAGCCACCUGCACUGGCACACCGUGGCUAAAGAGUCCUGCGGAGACCGCACCAUGAAUCUCCAUGACUACGGGAUGCUGUUGCCAUGCGGCAUCGACCGUUUCCGAGGGGUGGAGUUUGUGUGUUGCCCAGCGGAGACACAGCGCGAGUCAGACAGUGUGGAGCUGACUGAGUCUGAUGUGUGGUGGGGUGGAGAUGAGACUGAAUAUACCGAUAACAGCAUGCCUCGCCAGGCGGAUCAGGGGGCUGUCACCACUGAGGAGGAUGACGAAGAGGAUGCCUUUGACAGAGACGAGGACGGAGAUGGUCUUGAGGAUGAUGAUGAUGAAGACGAUGAGGAUGACGUGACCGAUGAACGGGACAGUGGUGAAGGCACCUCCAACAUCGCCAUGACAACCACCACCACGACCACCACUGAGUCGGUUGAGGAAGUCGUCAGAGAGGUGUGUUGGGCGCGUGCUGAGUCGGGCCCGUGCCAUGCCAUUCUGGAGCGUUGGUACUUCGUGCCAGAGAAGGGCACCUGUGCCCCCUUCCUCUUUGGAGGGUGUGGGGGCAACCGGAAUAACUUUGACUCAGAGGAGUACUGUCUGUCUGUCUGCAGCACCAGUGUGUUGCCCACCACGGCCCCCUCCCCCCCUGGCGCGGUGGACCGUUACCUGGAGUCUCCCGGAGACGACAGCGAACACGCCAACUUCCAGCAGGCCAAGGAGAGUCUGGAGGCCAAGCACCGCGAGAGGAUGUCUCAGGUGAUGAGAGAGUGGGAGGAAGCAGAGAGACAAGCCAAGAGUCUCCCUCGCGCUGACAAGAAGGCAGUCAUCCAGCACUUCCAGGAGAAGGUGGAGGCCCUGGAGCAGGAGGCAGCAGGAGAGAGGCAGCAGCUGGUGGAGACCCACAUGGCCCGGGUGGAGGCCCUGCUCAACAGCCGCCGCCACAUGGCCCUGGAGAACUACCUCGGCUCUCUGCAGGCCAACCCACCCAGGCCUCGUCAGGUGCUUGGCCUGUUGAAGAAGUAUGUCCGUGCAGAACAGAAGGACAGACAACACACCCUGAAACACUACGAACACGUCCGCAUGGUGGACCCCAAAAAGGCUGCUCAGAUCCGACCCCAGGUGAUGACCCACCUGCGUGUGAUUGACGAGAGGAUGAACCAAUCCCUGGGGCUGCUCUACAAGGUGCCCAGCGUGGCCAAGGAAAUCCAAGACCAAGUUUCUGUCCUGAUGCGGAGGGUUCAGUCAGAGCUGUCUCAGCAAGUCUCAUCUCUGCAGAGCGAUGGGAGGAGCGAUGGCAGGGUGAGCUAUGGAAACGAUGCCCUGAUGCCCGACCAGGCUUACAGCUCUGCCCCUCUGGACCCUGGCAUGGGCCUGGAUCGACUGGGCUUCAUCCACCCAGAGAGCUUCAAUCAGCCCAACACUGACAACAACGUUGAUCCUGUUGAUGCUCGUCCAGUCCCAGAUAGAGGUCUGCCCACUCGGCCUGUGUCUGCUCUGAAGCCUGAGGAGUUUCCUGAGGUGCGGGUGGAGAAGGAGGAGCGACAAAGCGCCAGCUAUGAAGUGCAUCAUCAAAAACUGGUGUUCUUUGCUGAGGAUGUAGGCUCCAACAAGGGUGCCAUCAUCGGCCUGAUGGUGGGCGGGGUUGUCAUAGCGACAGUCAUCAUCAUCUCUCUGAUUAUGCUGAGGAAGAAGCAGUAUACCUCCAUCCACCACGGAAUCAUCGAGGUGGAUGCUGCAGUGACCCCAGAGGAGCGUCACCUGUCCAAGAUGCAGCAGAAUGGCUAUGAGAACCCCACCUACAAGUUCUUCGAACAGAUGCAGAACUAAGGAGCUACCCUUUGACCCCUCCCAGACCCUGAACUUCCUUUAACCCCUCACACCUAGGGCCCGUUCCAUUUUGGUCCAUAAACCCCUCACACCUAGGGCCCGUUCCAUUUUGGUCCAUAAACCCCUCGCACCUAGGGCCCGUUCCAUUUUGGUCCAUAAACCCCUCGCACUUAGGGCCCGUUCCAUUUCGGUCCAUAAACCCCUCGCACCUAGGGCCCGUUCCAUUUUGGUCCAUAAACCCCUCGCACCUAGGGCCCGUUCCAUUUUGGUCCAUAAACCCCUCACACCUAGGGCCCGUUCCAUUUUAGUCCAUAAACCCCUCGCACCUAGGGCCCGUUCCAUUUUGGUCCAUAAACCCCUCACACCUAGGGCCCGUUCCAUUUUAGUCCAUAAACCCCUCGCACCUAGGGCCCGUUCCAUUUUGGUCCAUAAACCCCUCGCACUUAGGGCCCGUUCCAUUUCGGUACAUAAACCCCUCGCACCUAGGGCCCGUUCCAUUUUGGUCCAUAAACCCCUCGCACCUAGGGCCGUUCCAUUUUAGUCCAUAAACCCCUCGCACCUAGGGCCCGUUCCAUUUUGGUCCAUAAACCCCUCGCACCUAGGGCCCGUUCCAUUUUGGUCCAUAAACCCCUCACACCUAGGGCCCGUUCCAUUUUGGUCCAUAAACCCCUCACACCUAGGGCCCGUUCCAUUUUGGUCCAUAAACCCCUCACACCUAGGGCCCGUUCCAUUUUGGUCCAUAAACCCCUCACACCUAGGGCCCGUUCCAUUUUGUUCCAUAAACCCUUCUAACUCCUACUCUAUUGCUGUCAAUGGAUCUGAAAGGACUGAGUAGGUGAAACCAGUAUGACUGAAGUGCCAGAAAAAUCUAGAAUGAAUUGGGUUUGAAAUAGUUAUAUUACUUCCAGCUAUCCAGGGGUAGUGCCAAAGAGCUGGGGGCUGAAAUACAACCUAGCCACACUUCAUCCUUUCCUCGUAAAGUGCAGCACAUCAACAUUCAUAGCUACUAUUGGUCAGACAAGGAUAUCCUCAUUCACCUGCAUAUUUUUCUAUAAUAUCCUGUAGUGUUUGUACAGAACAGAGAAGCUCAUUGAUUGAUUCAUCUGUCCGUCUAUCUGGGGGUGAGUCCUCCCCCUCAGGAUAGCACUCGCAGGUCUAAGAGGGUGAAACAGAGGCCCCAAAUAUCCCUGCAAUCUUCCUGCCUCUUCCUCACUCACUCUGACGCACUCUCCCCUCCCCCUCCAUCUCUCCCACGCACUCUUCUCCCCUCCCUCUCUCUCAGAUGACAGCUGUGCUGUGUUUAGUGAUGACAUAACAGCUCUUAACACUAGCGAAGGGAGGAGGGGCUCAGUCUGCCCUGAGCUCCUCUCUGUGGGAUUAUACCACAAGGGAGGAGGGGCUCAGUCUGCCCUGAGCUCCUCUCUGUGGGAUUAUACCACAAGGGAGGAGGGGCUCAGUCUGCCCUGAGCUCCUCUCUGUGGGAUUAUACCACAAGGGACGAGGUUGCUCAGUCUGCCCUGAGCUCCUCUCUGUGGGAUUAUACCACAAGGGAGGAGGGGCUCAGUCUGCCCUGAGCUCCUCUCUGUGGGAUUAUACCACAAGGGAGGAGGGGCUCAGUCUGCCCUGAGCUCCUCUCUGUGGGAUUAUACCACAAGGGAGGAGGGGCUCAGUCUGCCCUGAGCUCCUCUCUGUGGGAUUAUACCACAAGCGUUUCAGGUUUUUUUUCCAGAAAAAUGUAUAAAAAAACAAAAAUAUAUAACUAAUACAUGAGAAAUAUGUAAAAGGCAAAGAAAUAUUGAAUGUUUUUAUUUUGUGCGUAAUGUAUUGAAAUAAGGCAGAAAAAAACUAGCUGUAACUAUAUGUAGUGCAUGGUGAUAUUGAUGCCAGAUAUACGUAGAGAAGCUGGCUCCUGUCGCAGUACUGGGCCUCUCAUAUAGACUUUUAGCAGGAUUGUACAUUUUCUGUGUCUUCUUUGUGAUCUUGUGAUAUGAAGAAGAGAGAAAAAAAAAAGUAUUUAGAAUCUGGUCCGCUUUGUCACUGCGACAAUCUUUAAACAGAACCUGUGCUCUCCUUUGUUUCCAGCCCCUUCCUCGCUCUGUGUUACCUACAUGGACCCAAUUAUCUCUAUCUACAUGUAGCUAAUAUAAUGACGUGUAAUAGUAUCUGAAAGGAAGUCGAUCUGUUUCAUUUAGUCUGGGUGUUACUGGUGUUACUGCUCUGUUUGUUGGUUUAUGUCCCUUAAAUAUUCCACGACUAGGAAUUGUUUCAGCUCCAUUCAUCAUUCCAGAAAUCUCAGCAUUCCACCCGAUCUUUCCUCAUUCCUAUAUAGUCUGUGAACAUCAUUAAUGGAAACAGAAAUCAUUAUUAUGUUUUCUUUCUCAGGCUUUCAGGCUCUUUUUCGAUCUCUCCUUUCCUCUGUCUAUCCCAUAGACCUCAACCCCCACAACCAGCCCUGCUUCUCUAUCCAUGCUGUCGGCUUGGUGUGUGAACUAUGUUGAAUUGAGAGAGAGAGGGGGGGGAUUGGGUGUGUCAGAUUUGUACAUUCUAAUCUAUUGUCUUUCUGAUCAUCAAACACUUAUUCCCUCCACAAUGUCUCACACAGAACAUACACUAUUUUUCCAUGACAUAGACUGACCAGGUGAAAGCUAUGAUCCCUUAUUGAUGUACAUGUAUCAAACAACCAAGGAAAGAUAAGAAAAACUGUUCCUUGUUCUGUGGUGGGAAUCCCCCUCUUGCUUGUUUUGUCAAAUCUCUCAUGUCUCAGACAUCCUGGCUUUAAAAGCAGAGGCUAAAGAAAUACUGAUCUCGGGACAAUGUGCGUGAGGCAAAAUACAGGGACACUGUUCAGAAAGGAGCAACUGCACAGGACUUUCAGAUAUAAAUGUGUUAUGUGGAACAGAUGUCAUUAUGUCAGGUAGUUUUGUGUUACAUUCUGAAUGUUUCACCGAGCUGAACGCACCCCAGAUCUGGGAUCAGUAUUGCGGCCGUAGUAGACGAGACAUUCCCCAUACCCAAAAUGGAGCCUCCAAUAGACAUGAAUGUGACAUUCAUAUUGUGCAAUUAUGCCACAGAUCUACAUACUACUACACUCCCUCCCUACACACAAACUGAAGCUCUUAAAUCAGGUAAAUGUUUUGGUGUUAUCAAGGAUACUUGUACAGGGUAUCUCCAGGGGUUAGUGGUUUCAUUUGUUCAUUCUGUGACUUUUUCUGUGUACCUAUACAAAUAAUUUGCUUAGACUGAGAAUGCUUUCUACACUAUCCCAUCAAUAAAAUGUUGAAUGUA